This is a messenger RNA of Orussus abietinus, 2393 nucleotides long. RefSeq names its product laccase-9. Gene Ontology annotation, cellular component: plasma membrane. Gene Ontology annotation, molecular function: copper ion binding; oxidoreductase activity. The transcript has 10 exons. The record is from RefSeq and is a predicted model, not a curated record. Gene Ontology annotation, biological process: iron ion transport. Bases 110 to 1960 code for a protein of 616 amino acids. NCBI's taxonomy places the organism in Eukaryota, Metazoa, Arthropoda, Insecta, Hymenoptera, Orussidae.
AGCAAGUGGCGUCAGUGCUCUUUCUGGUUUCACGAUCGCGAGAUCGCCGGUCUACCUGUCCUGAUGAGAAGAGAAUUUCUCAGUCGUGGCCCAGUGAUACUGGGUCAUCAUGCCACGGCUACGAGGUGAAAUCAUCGCCGGUCUCACCGUCAUUUUUAUCACAAGCGUUUCAUCCAUCGAAUAUGGUCUUGAGAAGCACAACUGUUCACGGCCUUGCACUUCCGGAACGGGUCCAAAGAGGUGCAGCUAUAGUUUCUUCGUUGAAGAAGUACCGGUAACAGCCAGGUCUUGUAGUAAUUUAGCCGACGUGAAAAAUGGACAAAAUACAACGUGUUCCGAAAUGUUUAGUGAUAAAAGUAAUCUGGUCAUUAACGGAAGAAGUCCUGGUCCAGCGAUAGAGGUGUGCCUUGGCGACACGGUUGAAAUUUUCGUUUAUAAUAAAUUGAAAGCAAUGGAGGUAUCUUUUCACUGGCACGGCAUUAUACAAAAAGGGUCAACUCAUAUGGAUGGGGUGGCUAUGAUAACUCAAUGUCCGAUUUUACCAUAUAGUGCUUUUCGAUACGCCAUGAAGCUAGAAACUCCUGGAACAUACUUCUAUUAUGCCCACGCAGCUCCGCAACAAGGCGAUGGAUUGUACGGCUCGUUAGUUGUUCGCAAACCAGAUGACAACCCAUCUCUAGAGAAAACUCUAAUGUUUUCUGCGAGAUCAUCGACACCACUGACACACUUUUCCAUUCUGAACCCACAACCGAUCGAACUACUCGUAAAUGGCCAGACCGGUGACAAAGAAACAGUACUAAAUAGUGGAAGGCGUUACAAGUUACGUCUCAUUAAUGCAAAUGUUUUCAACUGUCCGAUAUCGUUCUCCAUUGCAAAACAUCACCUUGAAGUUGUUGCCAUCGAUGCCAGUCCUUUGCAAAAAAUUACCUCAGCAUCUCAUGUGAUUAUGUUUCCAGGUGAAAGAUUCGAUGUCAUCGUGGAAACAAAUCAACCUCCAGGGAAAUACUUAAUGCUCAUCCAGGGGCUCCAAAGUUGUGAAGGAUUAUUUUACCAUAAUCAUUUUACCUAUGGUAGUCAUCUAAGAAAUUUGAGUACAAUUAAUGAUCAGCGAAUGUACUUCUCUCAGGAACAACUUGCGACCUUAGAGCACGGUUUUGACUGUCAUAGGUUAUUUAAAAAUGUUAUAUGUGCACAUGAUAUGAAAGUUGCUCACGAAGAAGCUCAGGAUGAAGCACAGGAAACCUUCUACGUCUCUUUCGACGUUAAUCAUUUCAACGAUUUCACCGAUGACAUGACCGACUACAAUUUCAAAAUCUACGAGAUCGUUAAUUAUCCGUCGUACUUAAGUAUAUCAGCAGAGGGGGCAAAUAUUCCCCAAAUCGGAGGAAUGACAUUUAAAUACCCAUCAUCGCCAAUUUUGUCGCAAGAAGAAAACACUCCAAAAGAGUUAGUUUGUACUCUAGAAAGUCGUUCCGAUUUGUGUUCCGACACGCCAUUAUUCUGCGAGUGUUUGCAAAUCCUCGAAAUUCCUGCAAAAAAAACAGUAGACAUAGUUCUGUUGAACGAGGGGUUUGGAAGUAAUAUCUCAUUCACUUUCCACUCACACGGGCACAAUGUGAAUGUUAUCGGAAGAGGAAGCUUUGAAAAGCCAAUCUCUAAGGAAGAAAUUAAAUCUCUGGAUAACAAAGAACAGUUACACCGAAACAGCAUAAAUCCAUUGAAGAAGGACUCCUUUGUUGUUCCGAGUAAAGGAUAUGUUAUUCUUCGAUUUCAUGCUGACAAUCUUGGUUACUGGUUAUGGGAAGUGAGAAGCACUGCAAUUGCACCAAUGAUUCUCGGGCCUGGUAUGCAAUUUCUUAUGCGCGUUGGUACCUCUGAAACAAUACCAAUCGUGCCAAUAGAUUUCCCGACAUGCGGGAGCAACAAAGGACCAGCCUUAAUUUUCGAAUCCGAUGACUGAACUUUUAUUGCAACAUUCUCUUUUCCAUCUCCAUGCCUUGCAUUACGUUCGUGACAACGUCCUUAUAUAUUUACUGAUAUAAUGAAAUAAUUUAUUGCAUACAACCAAUGACACAAAGUAGCAACCUCGGGAUCGUCCAAGAGUACAUUCAAACUACAUUUAUAAUAGAGUGUCGUCGAACUUAAAUAUGAUUUUAGACUAUUGUCACGUCCAACAUAUAGCUAGCUUUUCAAGACCUCAAACCGGACAUAUAUUUUACACGGCGCAACCACAAAAUGGAAAUCGGUGAACGUGGGAGUGGAUUUUAAGUUCCUAAUCAGCGAUGCUCCCAAGGACAGUUUUUCUUAACGUCCUGGACAUGAUAUUAUAUCGAGGUUGUACUUUUAAGACGCAUUGAGAAUGUUAGUCUUAGCUUAGUGACAGAAUAUAAUAU